Haliotis rubra (blacklip abalone) is the source of this 5104-nucleotide messenger RNA. RefSeq lists its product as uncharacterized. Lineage: Eukaryota; Metazoa; Mollusca; Gastropoda; Lepetellida; Haliotidae. The record is from RefSeq and is a predicted model, not a curated record. Gene Ontology annotation, molecular function: 5'-flap endonuclease activity; four-way junction DNA binding. The coding region runs from base 53 to 4741 and encodes 1562 amino acids. The transcript is spliced from 12 exons.
GGCGGGAAAUUGAAGAGGACAGGUGAAACAAUCAGCUGGGUGGGACAAAGAGAUGGGGGUGACGAACCUGUGGACAAUUCUGGCUCCAGUGAAGCAGCACAAGCCUCUGUCAUCCCUUCGAGGUCAGACCAUCGCUGUGGACCUCAGCAUCUGGGUGUGUGAGAACCAGUGUGUCAAGUCUAUGCAGGGAGUGGUAGCCAGGCCGUAUCUCAGGAACCUGUUUUUUCGAGUCAGCUACCUGACCCAGCUGGGGGUGAAGCUGGUGUUCGUGAUCGAGGGUGCGGCACCACAGCUGAAAUGGCAAGAGAUGAGGAGGCGCCAGCAGGCUCUGGGGCGGGGCAGAGGGGGACGUGCAGGCAGAGGGGGGCGCUCCAACUUCAAUGCCCGACUGAGAGAGUGCUGCCAGCUUUUGGAUCUGCUUGGAAUCCCUUACAUUCACAGUCGUGGUGAGGCGGAGGCCAUGUGUGCUGCCCUCGAUGCUGCAGGGCUUGUCGAUGCAUGCAUCACAGACGAUGGAGAUGUGUUCCUGUAUGGAGCUCGCACAGUGUACAAGAACUUCACCAUGAACAGCAAGGACCCUCAUGUUGAGAGCUACAGCAUGGCUGCCAUUGAACAGGACCUGGGGAUAUCGCGGGAGUCACUGGUGGGUGUGGCACUACUCCUGGGGUGUGACUACCUGCCCGGAGGGGUCCCUGGGGUGGGAGUUGACCGGGUCAUCAAGUAUCUCCAGUCUCUCAAAGGUGUGGAUAUACUCAAAAGGUUUCUUCAGUGGGGACAGAUGACAGUCAGUCAGUGUGUCAGCAAGAUUGAGAUUUUUAUCCGACAAAAAUCUCUUGCAACACAAGAUUUCCCCCAGUCACAGGUUAUUGAUGAAUUUCUAAGCUCACAAGAAACAAUUCCAAAGCAGGAAUUUAUAUGGAGACGUCCACACAUUGCCAAAACACAGGGGUAUGCCGAGACAAAGAUGGAAUGGCCGCCGGACUACACCACGGAGAAGGUCCUGCCGCUAGUUACACUGUGGGACUUGGUACAUAUAGCUGACAGACAGUUACAAAAUGUGCCCCACCUGAAACCUACUAGGAUUGUGAAGCCUCGUGUCCGACAUGGAGUACCUGUCUAUGAAGUGGAGUGGUUCAAGUCAGUGGAUGAUGUGAACACAAGCAGUGAAUUUUACACGACUUUGGAGGAGCAGGGCCUCUUUGCACGAGCCUUCCCAGACCUCGUCCGCCAACUUGAAGAGGAGAUGGAUAUGAAGAAGGAGAAGAAAAAGAAAGGCUCGAAGAAAUCCAAGAAGAAGGAACAUCCAGAGGAUGAGCUGGGUGACUUGUCCAGCCAGAUGCUGCUGUUGGAGCUCCAGGGUGAUAAGGGUGCUAUUCAGGAGACUCGAAUGAAAGACACAGAGUGUAUUCACAAAGUUUCCAGUCACAUGUCACAUGACACUCAGAGACAAGUCACUCAGUGUGUACAGUCAACCUCCCAUCACCUGAAGAAGGAGCCUUCAACACAAGGACCUAUUGGUGGUCCACAUCCCACAGCAAAGAGUCGACGUAAACCAGGCCGCAGCAUCAAAGAUGUUGAUGAACUGGAUGUCAGGGUGAAACAGGAAAACAAGACAUCUUUAAUGAUGAGCAGGAACAGUCAUACUGUGUCAGAUUGUCCUCAUGAAAAUGAGUUGUGUUCAAAGAUUAAGAAAGUGACUGGACUGGCAGGUGCAAACUUGCACAAAGGCAUUUCACUUGAGUUAAGAGGCACACUAGGCACCAGUGAUAAACACAGAAGUGGAGGAUAUAUACUGGAGCAAGAUGAGCAAGAGAUUCCAUACAAGUCUAGUUCCGGUGAGGAUUCAGACAAACCAGAGUCUGAUUCAGAUUCGGACAAGGAGAAUGACGAGGUGUUCCUCUCCCUGUCUCAGAGGCUUCAGAUGAAGCUUGGUCAGUCCACCAAAGGCCGAUCUUCGUCUGGAGGCUUUGAACAGUGUCUGGCCCUGAAACAGCAUACCAAGAUGAAAUGUACGUCAGAGAGUGGGGUUAACUCAAUGUUGAGUGUAAAGCCUGUAAGGACUAGGAAUAGUGAACAGGAAAAACUUGGAGUGGCAAACCCAAACUCACCGGGUGCAUUCAAUGAUGACAGCUGCUUCAAGAAACCUAAUGUGUCCUAUAAUUCAGGGAAGAAAUCAGAUGUGAUGAUCCAGUCUCGGGGGAGGAGAAAGAAAGCAAAUGAAAUCAAAGAUUUGUCCCAACCUGUUCUGUGCAGAGACCAACCAAUUAAAGGUAGCGCACAUGAUCCGUUUUCAGAUGUAAAUGUAGAUUCUCACAGAGCUUGCAAGCAGUCAGCUUGUAAUGAUUUAAGGAAUGUUACCAAUUCCAAAUCAAGUCGACCCUAUUUUGAAAGAAAGUCAUGGGAGACUGGAUGUCAUAGUUCAAAGAAUAUUUCAUUACCUGUUGAUUCAGCAGAUUGUAGACUAAAGGGUUCAGAUGCAUAUGUUGAAGGACAAGAUAUUGAUUCACUGGCAGGCCCAGGCCCACCUUUAACUGAUCUGUCUCGGGUCUUAAGAUCAGAUGAAGAAACAUUUGAGGCAUCAAACCUGCGAUUGCCCUGUCCUAAAGCAAAUAAUUCACCAGCAGUUUCAGACCUUACUCCAGAUACCCUCUGUGGUGAGCAUGACUUCAGCCAUAUUGCUUGCAUGACAGAAGUUCACACUCCUGAUAUCAACAGUAGACCGAGCAGACCUUCUGUCAAUGGCACAUCUCCCAUCUCCUUUGAUUUAAUAAGUUCUGAGAAAAGUGCCAUAAAUCAUGAUUGUUUAAAUGGCGUUAACAGUAACAACACCCAUGACAAUAGUAAUACGGAUACCCAUGUUCACUGUCAUGGUAAUUCUGCUUCACAAAUUAACUCAUCCACUAGCAACACUCAAUUACUAAAUGGGUCACCCCAUCAAUCUCAUUUAAGCCCUAAACCAAUGGAACCUUUCUGUGUGACAAGCCAUCUAUUCCAUCAAACCCCAUCACCACUGACACAUGCAGGGAGAUCUACACUCUAUCCACAAACCCCUGAGACAGGUUCUCCUUCAGGGCAGUCACAGGCUAAGGUCCUCUUGUAUCAGACUCCCUCUCCCAUGUUCACGGUAAAACCUUGCAAACCUGACACUGUAAACAGCAGACCUGCACACACGAACCAGACAAGAUUCUAUCAGACACCAUCUCCAACCUCCACCUCUGCAGUCAACUCAACGUUACAGUUCGGCAACUUCAGCAUGCAAGCAUCACUGUUGAAUGACACUUUGGCCAAUAUUACUGCCAAUUCUACCUCCAUCGGGUCUUCAUUUGGCAGUUAUAGAACUCCCGUUGGUGGUACUACCCUUGGUGAAGAUCGACCUUCUGUCUGUUCAUCCGUCACUCGUAAUGUAGAUACAGAUGAAGGUAGUCCUGAAAUGUCUUCCAGUGAUUCAUUAUGUCCUCCGUCUUUUGAAGGCGAUAAAUCAAAAACAUGCAAUGGGAAAUUUAAUGUCGACUUAAGUUUCCACAUGUUGUCACUUGAUUCCAAGCCUUUAAAUGAAAAAGCAGACAUUAGUGCAAGGGAGGGUGUGGCUUCAAGAGGCCAACUGAGAAGGGAGAGUUCAGAAUCCAGUACAUCACUUGAAAUUGGAAAGAACAAAAUGGAUCAGGAAAGUCUGGAACAUGAUGCAUUCGCUUAUUGUUCUGUGAAACAUCCCAUCAUUGCUAAUGGAAGCGAAAAGCCUGAGACAGAAGCUUCUAAUGAACCCGUACCUGGAACUACUACUGAACAAAAUACUUCAUCUGAAAUUAUGUCCCCAGGUCACACUGAGACUGAUAAACAGAUCCCUGAUGUGAACAUGCUUUCAUCUCAAAGUCAAAUUCCACCCUGUUCCCCAAAAACAAAUCCUAAUAGAUCCAAGCUGUCCUUGAGAAGAAAGGGCAAUAGAUCUCAAAGCUCACUGAUUCAACAUGAAGUGUUGUCAUGUGACUUGGGACAGUCACAUUCAACUCAUCCAGUUUCUACUACUGGCUGGUCAGGAGAGUCGUGUACAGUUGAACAACCUGCAGGGCCAUUCUCUAUCAAACGUUCCACUGAACAUUCUGUGAUUGACUUGUGUGAAGAUUCUGAUAGUGAAAGAGGGAAUUGUGAAAAUACUGACAGUGAGGUGUGGAACGGUAAACCUGUUUGUGUGCCAACCAACCGUUUCAUGACGACUGACAAAGUUUUUGCACUAGAAGGUGAUCGUACAUUUCUACAGAUGCUGGAUAAUCCGUCUCGCCGCAUCAAAAUCUCGGCUAAACAACCUUUGCCCAAUUUCUAUGAGGACUCUGACAGUGAUACGUUGCCUGAAUGGGAAACCGAAACCGAAACCAAAGGUGCUGAAACAUUGUUUAGAGCAAUAGAUGAUAAAAUCGGUAUGGGUAAUAGUUGCCCUAACGGUUCCAGGGUCAGUGGGGCAUCGUCCUUCAGCAGUGAGGAGGACUCAGCUGAGGGUAGCUCCACUGACAUAGCCCAGACAGAGCCAUGUGUAGAUGGAAUGAUCAGAAGGGACGGAUUUGUGUCGGACACAAAAGAUCGUGCUGUGUGCGGUGCAGAUGAGACGACCAUGAUGGAAAGUCCGGUGUCUCUGUCAGACAGGCUCAAACUCAGACUGCCCAACAAUGCUCAAAAUGCCCUGAAAGCACUGUCCUCGCGAAGAAACUUCGGUCUUGAUGUAAACGUGAAACCCGUAAGGAAAACAUGAAGAAUAACUACUCAACGUUAAAGAAUACCCGAUCCCCUAGCACUAUAGUUAAUGUCAUGACCAUAAUCAUUUUGGAAGUUUGCGGUCGUUAGAAAAUCGUGGUGCAUUGGCAUUGUUAACUCCAUGACGUUUUGAAUGUACAACUUCGAUGUUAAAGAUAAACUCAUCAAUUAAAGCUAAGCAACACCCACAAAUGUUAAAGGCAAUGCAAAACCCACCAGCCUUGAGAGAUCUACCAUAGUUAUGUAAGAAGGUAGGUGUUUUUUUACUUUUUGGAAAAGUAUGUAAAUAACACUAUUUUACCACUUGCUUCAGAAAAAAAUAUAUUUAUUCUGUGCCUGACAUAAAAUUGAUACAGAUGAA